Helobdella robusta is the source of this 1413-nucleotide messenger RNA. RefSeq lists its product as hypothetical. NCBI's taxonomy places the organism in Eukaryota, Metazoa, Annelida, Clitellata, Rhynchobdellida, Glossiphoniidae. The coding region runs from base 1 to 1413 and encodes 470 amino acids. Gene Ontology annotation, biological process: cilium movement involved in cell motility; cilium assembly. The transcript is spliced from 9 exons. Gene Ontology annotation, cellular component: microtubule cytoskeleton; nucleus. The record is from RefSeq and is a predicted model, not a curated record.
AUGCAUUUGAUAAAGACGCCAGCACGGCCGAGGACCUCGAUAUCCUACCAUGACAACAACGGCUCCAGCAGGUGCCACAGUGGCAGGUCGCUGGUGUCGUCAGUUGAGUUGGAUCGGUUGAAUACGGCUGCCACCAUUUAUCGGCCUCUCUCACAAUCGAUCAUCAAAUAUGACGUCCUGAACACGCCUGUGGAGAAUGAGUGGCGGAUGUUGAAUGAGAAGCACUGCAAACGCUCGAUAAGUGAGAGGAAUUCAGCGCGCAAGUUGGCAGACGAAGUGAUCGACAUCGUGAAAGUUAUUGACCACGAAACCAAACAGAGGCAACUGAUCAGUACGCACAGUCUCGGGGCGAGAAUUUCCAGCUUAUCGUAUUGGAAGGAAAAGUUGAAUAAGGAGAUUGUGCUCAUGAGGAAUAUCAUGUACGAACUAUCUGUUAGUGGUUUGACUGUCAAGUCAUUUGCUACCAGUCAGAUGAACCUGGAAAGACAUUUAGAAUCAAUCACAUGCCCACUAAUCAUUUCACUCAAGUGUUUGGACGAGAGACAGAAGAGGAUUGGAAUCGAUGCCAUCAGAGAUAAAGUUGAGAACAAUUUGUACAAGGAAAUUGAUACCCUGAAAAAAUGUCAGAGGAGGUUGAAGGACCUAUCUACAAAAGCAGAGGAACAAUUGAAGACAAGUACAACGGCCCUAGAAGCGCUUGAAAGGGAUGUUAGGAACAAGACACACGCGCAGAAGUUGGACAGCGAAAUGUACCAACUACACAACAAAGUUGAGAAGUUGAACUCCAGCGAGCUUAUCGAUAAUAUGACAACCGCAUUUUCACAUCCAUUAAGUUGGGCGAAACAUUCGUACGACAACAUGCAACGUAGUCAAAAAGAGCGGGAAGGCUGCAUGAAAUUGUGCAACAGAAUUAAGGAGCAGAUCAAAUGGUGCGAGAACGAAAUGUGGAACCAUUCGAAUUCUGUCAAUGUGGCACUAAAAGUCAGGGUGCAAACCUUGCUGAUUGUUAGAAAUAAUCUACAGUCGCAUCUUCAACAGGUGAAUACUAGAAUCCAAGAACAAGAGAAGGUGGCUGAGAAAAUAAAGGAAGCCAUCGUUGAUAAGGAAGUACCGCUGCAGAUAGCGCAGACGAGACUGCAAGAAAGGAACAAAAGAAUCGAGAUGGAACUGUGUCGAGACAUUGUUGUAGAAUUAGUUGCCAUAAGAGAAGAGGUAGUUAUGUUGAAAUCGAAACUCCAGGCCGUCACAAGAUCCAUAGAGAGACUGCAUAAAGUGCAAGUGAAGCUGGAAGAGGAAAUCCGUGUUAAGGACACCAGCCUGGAUAUCGACGGCAGGAUCUGUCUCUCGUUGAGAAAAAAUAUCCAGCAGGAUAAUUGUAAACUCACUUACGUCCCCGUCCUAACUGUCAUGUGA